Molecule: messenger RNA, 6343 nt
Organism: Candoia aspera
Lineage: Eukaryota; Metazoa; Chordata; Lepidosauria; Squamata; Candoiidae
Gene: TMTC2
Product: transmembrane O-mannosyltransferase targeting cadherins 2
Exons: 12
Coding region: 454-2967 (837 amino acids)
Biological process (GO): protein O-linked glycosylation via mannose
Cellular component (GO): endoplasmic reticulum membrane
Molecular function (GO): protein binding; mannosyltransferase activity
Source: RefSeq, a predicted model, not a curated record
GAGCCCCACGCGGGCGCUCGCGGAGCCUCGGCUGUGGUUGUUUCAGUUCAGCUGUGCGGCGGCCUCGGGGCAGUAGGCAGACGGCGACGGCGUGAGCCGCCCGCUCUUGGCAGAGCCGAGCAGCCGAGCCAGUUCCCCGGGCCGGCGUUGGUGGAAAGGUAGCGCUGCAGCCGCUCCCGGCCAGCCAUGGGGUAAAAGGGAGCGAGCGGACACCGAAACAAUAAAAGCGGCUGGUGCUACCGGGCUCCUCCCGCCGCUGACAGAGCGAUUGGCCGAGUGGGGAGAAAGGAGCGAAGAUGCCGGGGGCUAGCAGGCGCUGACCGACCGACCCGCGAGCGGAAGGACGAAACCAAAGUGAGCAGGGCGGCUGAGAAAGCGCGCGGUGGAUGCGUUUCGGGGUUUGGAGCGGCGGCAGCAGCGAAGGGAGAGGCGGAGGUCGGCAGGAGCGGAGAAAUGAUCGCGGAGUUGGUGAGCAGCGCCCUGGGGCUCGUCCUGUACCUCAAUACCCUGGGCGCGGAUUUCUGCUACGAUGACAGCCGAGCAAUCAAGACAAACCAAGAUCUCCUUCCUGAAACACCAUGGAUGCAGUUAUUCUAUAAUGACUUUUGGGGCACUCUUCUGACCCACAGCGGGAGCCAUAAAUCCUACAGACCUCUCUGCACACUCUCUUUUCGCAUUAACUAUGCUAUUGGAGGAAUGGAUCCUUGGAGUUACCAUCUUGUAAAUGUCCUUCUACAUGCAGCAGUCACGGGUCUUUUCACUAAUUUUUCUCGAGUACUAUUUGGUGAUGGACACUGGACCUUACUAGCUGGUUUGCUCUUUGCUUCUCAUCCCAUUCACACUGAAGCAGUGGCAGGAAUUGUGGGAAGGGCUGAUAUUGGAGCUUGCCUUUUCUUUCUGCUCUCCCUAGUCUGUUAUAUUAAACACUGCUGUACAAGAAACUAUUCAGAAGGAACCUGGGGCUGGAUCUUGGGUGCCGGUCUGUGUGCCACUUGCAGCAUGUUGUGGAAGGAGCAAGGAGUGACCGUGCUAGCCGUGUCAGCAGUUUACGAUGUGUUUGUAUUUCAUAGGCUAAAAAUGCACCAAAUUGUUCCUGCUGUCUAUAAGAGGAAGAAUUUGCCUCUUCUUUUGAGCAUUGGUUUGUUGAUCUUCUGGGGAGCUUUACUGCUGGGCCUUCGCUUUUACUGGAUGGGGAACAAACCUCCCAGCUUCUCCAACUCUGACAACCCAGCAGCUGACUCAGACAGUUUUUUAACACGAAUUCUGACCUUUUUUUAUUUGCCAACCAAAAACCUUUGGCUGCUGUUGUGCCCAGACACUCUUAGCUUUGAUUGGUCCAUGGAUGCUGUGCCUCUUCUCAAAACAAUCAGUGACUGGAGGAACCUACACACAGUGGCCUUUUAUGCUGGACUCCUCCUCCUUACUUAUACCAGUUUGAGAAAUUCCAGCAUGGAAAGAGAAUGCAAUGGGAAAAAUAUAACAAAUGGCAGACUUAACGGCAAUGGUCAUAACUGCCUAUCCGACCUGGAAUAUAAAGAAUAUAAAGAGCUGAAGUCCAGCUUUGCAUCUAAAGAAGAAAAUGGCAUUAACAAAGGCUUGCCACAAAGACCACACAUCCCCUCAACUGAGAAUAUUGUUGUUCUGUCAUUGUCUUUAUUAAUCGUCCCUUUUAUUCCUGCCACAAACUUGUUUUUCUAUGUAGGCUUUGUGAUAGCAGAGCGUGUACUGUAUAUUCCUAGUAUGGGCUUCUGCCUCUUGAUCACUGUGGGCACAAGAGCCCUCUAUGUCAAAGUCCAAAAGCGCUUUCUGAAGAACUUAAUUUUUUUGGCCACUGCUGCAUUAAUUUUUUUUUAUGGACUGAAGACGUUUGUCAGGAAUGGGGACUGGCAGAAUGAAGAGAUGCUGUAUAAAUCAGGGAUUAAAGUAAAUCCAGCUAAAGCAUGGGGUAACCUUGGAAAUGUUUUGAAGAGCCAGAGCAAGAUUUCUGAAGCUGAAAGCGCCUAUAGAAAUGCCUUGUAUUACCGUAGCAACAUGGCUGAUAUGCUUUAUAAUUUGGGAUUAUUACUGCAGGAGAACAACAGGUUUUCAGAAGCACUGCAUUACUAUAAAUUGGCUAUUGGAAGCAGACCUACUUUAGCCUCUGCCUAUUUAAAUACUGGUAUCAUCUUAAUGAAUCAAGGCAAGGCUGAGGAAGCCAAGAAGACAUUUUUGAAGUGUUCAGAGAUUCCUGAUGAAAACUUAAAAGAUCCACAUGCUCAUAAGAGCUCUGUUACCAGCUGCCUUUAUAAUUUGGGGAAACUUUACCAUGAACAGGGACAGCAUGAGGAUGCUCUUAUAGUUUACAAAGAGGCGAUACAGAAAAUGCCAAGACAGUUUGCACCACAGAGUUUAUAUAAUAUGAUGGGAGAAGCCUACGUGAGACUUAGCAGAUUCUCUGAAGCAGAACAUUGGUAUGUGGAAUCAUUGCGCUCGAAAACUGAUCACAUUCCAGCUCAUCUCACAUAUGGGAAGCUACUUGCUGUAACGGGUCGCAAGAGAGAGGCAGAAAAAUAUUUCUUAAAGGCAAUUCAGUUGGACCCUAUGAAGGGAAACUGUUAUAUGCAUUAUGGCCAGUUUCUGUUAGAAGAAUCUCGGUUGAUGGAAGCAGCAGAGAUGGCCAAGAAAGCAGCUGAGUUGGAUAAGACAGAGUUUGAUGUUGUGUUCAAUGCGGCUCAUAUGCUUAGACAAGCUAGUCUCAAUGAAGCAGCUGAAAAGUAUUACAAAAUGGCCGCUGAGCUAAGACCUAAUUACCCAGCUGCCUUAAUGAAUUUGGGAGCUAUUCUUCAUCUCAAUGGCAAACUUUUGGAGGCUGAAGCAAACUAUCUCCAUGCCCUUCAGUUUAAACCGGAUGAUGUCAUCACACAAUCAAAUCUCCGCAAACUCUGGAAUAUUAUGGAAAAACAAGGCUUAAGAACAACCAAAACAUAAUGCAGGGGUUUUUUUUAAGUUUGGGGUUUUUUUUGCAAAGAAUUUAGAAAAAAAUAAAAUUAAAAUCCAAAAUAAUUUUUGGAGCACUGUUUUGUUGAGUGCUCUUGCUGACUAGGCUGUAACUGUCAAAGGUUGUAAUUGCUGCUAGGAGAACCUACAGGGCUACAUUUUGAUGUUUCAAAUUGAAAAUGAGAAAGAGGUAGAAUCUUUUUGAUAAGUUUCAUGAAAAACUUAAUGAUUAUUGCCAAAAGCCAGAAAAUGGCAAGAAAACCUGAAACUGGAGCACCUGAAAGGGACCCACUUUAGCACGUUCACUAGGGCAUACUGGUCAUUCUCACCUUGGUCAUUUUUAUGUGGUUUCUGGUAGAAAAGUCAUGUUGGCCUAUUGAGCAUCCAUCAUUAGAAUAGAAUAACUAUUCUAAGAAUUUAGAAGAGGAUAAAGACUGGCUUAAAUUAUUGUCUUAGGCUGUAAUUCAUUAAAUGUAUACUAAAACUAAAUGUGUUUGCUAUUUGUCUUGAUGUCGUAUAACUCCACAGGCCUGCCUACUGAGCUAGUUCACGUACUAGCUCAACCAUUUGAAAAAGAUUUGAAAGAUGUGAUUUCAUGUCUAAUCUUUACUGGCAAAUGCAUAUUGUUAACCUGUUUGGCUGGCUGGCUGGCUGGGAAUUAUCCUCUGAAAGUGGUAGAAGUAGGCAACAAUAAAGGAGACUUGGAAUGUAGAAUUAGCCAUACACAAUAGAACUAUUCCAGUGAAUGAAGAAUUAAGGCAAAUGUUCAUCAGCUUUCUGUAACCUAAUAUAUUGUAGAGCCUGAAUGGUCAAUUAAUUUUGAAAGGACACCAGGUUGCUGAACCUUUACUAUAAAUGCUUCUAUUUUUGCUUUGCCCAUGUCAAAAGUGGGAGUGGUCUGGGUUUUGUCACAGAAGCUAUCCACUGGGGAGGAGAGCUGAACCUUGCUCUCUACUUCAACUUUGUUAUGCUAUGUUGCUUUAACUAGCUUGCCUUACUUCCAUGAUCAGAUCAGAGUUAAACUGGAGAACUGUGUCCAUAGUAAUGAAAUGUAAAAUAUGGAUGUAGUUUUGCUCUUAUCAACAAGUGUACCUUUUUAAAAAAAAAAUCCAUUUAUGUACACACAUUUUAGAUAUGAACUGGGUAGACAUAUGAAGAAGAAACAUGAAUUAUUUGCCCUUUAAUACAUUGAAAGCAAAAGAUAGAACAGUGUAGGUGAACAUGUUACAAACAUUGUUUUUUUAAAAUAUGCAAACACCUGUAGCAUGAUUGCAUCUGUACAUACUGUAGAUUUUACAGAUUGAAUGUAUGAUGCAUCAAGGCACACGCAAAGCAAACUUACUGUAAACCACUCAGAGUCACUCUUUGAGUGAGAUGGGCAGUGACAAAAUUUGAAAUAUAAAUAAAAUAAACUUAUAUCUCCAUUAAACUGAUACCCAGCUUUUCUAAUGUAUAUUUUCCCUGGAUUAACAACAAAUUUCUAGGCAUGAAGUUGGUGAAUACAUUUUUGAAAUGUUAGCAGUGGGAUUUGCCAUCAGUGUGUAAAAAAUAAACUAUUGUGCUACCAAGAAACUGAAAGCGUUUAAUACUUUAACAUAUAGUGAAUACGCAGGGUGUUAUGUUAGACCAAAAGGGAUUAUGUGACUGACAUUAGUUGCCAAUUAUUUUGCAUUUAUUUAACUUUAUUUAUAGAUGAAGAAAAAAUGUGUGCAGAUUCUAACCCAAUUCUGUAUCCCCAUUCUUUUCUUUGGUUUAAUAUUUCAGCUUAUUUAGCAUAAUUAUUAUGAUCUGCCUAAAAGCAUUUAAAAACUAGAUCAUUUACCAAUUCCCUUAUUAUUAGCUAGACAAAUUACACUUUAAUUACAAAAUGGCAUAUAUUCCGAACAGUCAUUUUUUACACCGAUAUGACAUAGGCCAAGCACCAAAGAGCUAAUGUAGAUACAUCCAAGGGCUUGCCAUUGGCCAGCUUAAUUUUUCAUCUAUGAACCAUAUAGCCAAUUCUAAGUUCAUAUUUAAAGCCAUUUCCAACUAAAAUGGGAAGCACUGGGUGGUUUUUCAGAAAUGGAGAGCUAAUCAUGUGAUCCUUUGCAUCCUAGCCUUAUAUCCUGGAGCAUUCAUGGAUUGAAGGUUAGGUGUCUCUAAGAAUCCUCCAUGUGUUAAAAAAAGAGUAUUUGUAUUGAAUAUCAUUCCAUUGUUAGUACUUUGGAAUUAAUGCAUUGUUGAAACUCCUUAUUUGCCAACUGCAGCAAGUAGUCAUUAGCUAGGAUUCCACAACUGUUACUAGUCUUCUGGGUGCUUUUCAUGAUGUGUUUUUAAAUGUUUAAAGAAUGUAUUGGUGUUUAGAAGGAAACAGGAACACGUUUAUUCUGUGCAUUUUAGUCACCCCAGCUUUCUAUGUAGACCUAUUAAGGAACAAUGGGCUAUCUUCUCAGUAUAACCACAAUUUAUGACAUCCUUGGUGAUACUCUGAGCUUGCUUGAUUCUCCAUUAGGGGCACCAUUGUUAUUGUUAGGCACCACCUCCUAAUUUCUAUUUUAUUGCAUUAGCCUAUUUUAUUUUAGAGCUUUGUGCGGAUGAGUGACCUUUCCAUUUUUUCCUUCCAGGUGCAAUCCCAGAAACUGUUUUAUGGGACAGACAAAACUAAAAUUUUAACCAAUGACAUUCACUGUUAUGUAUUCAGAUGCAAUGGUAGCUUCAGUCUAUUUAACUAAACAAUGUAAUGCCACAUUUUCUCAGAUCUGUAAAACCAAAUGCUGUAUUAACUAUGAAGAUUGAACUUUUAGCAUCAUCCUAUGCAUGUAUACUCAAGAGUAAAUCCCAUUAAAUUCAGUGGGUCUAACCCCAUGAAACUCUGCAUAGGAUAACAACAUAACUGUGUAACUAUAACAUUAUGAAAUGUUGUUAAAUUUCAGUAUCAGAUGUAAGGUCAACUUUCUGGUUGUAACAUUUCACUUUUUAUUAUAGCAUCUCCUUCUUAUGUUUUUCUCUUUAUUCAUAAUUACAUUUCUUAUACACUAGAUUUUCACAAAGUUAUAUGGUAGUUUUGCUUGUCUCAAAUUGAACAAUGACAAAUUGUUUAAAAUAAAAUAAUGUUUUUCCAUGCAUUUUCAGUAUAGGGUUAGGCUUUAUAUCUCUCAAUUUUCAAAUAAGUUUAAAAUGUUGUCUCUGCUCAGGGAUUUGUGGUGGAUAUUGCAGACAGUGCUUAAAAAUAAGAGCACAAAUUUACUAAAUUAAAUUUUUAUUUUUUGAGAAAACGUAUUUGUAUAAAUUAUCAAGAUUUGUAGGGUUUCCUUUUUGUAGAAAUAAUUGUUUAUGUGCCAGAUAAGAAAAUCCACUUUGUUUUCAGUAAUAAAUGAUUGAUAACAAA